Messenger RNA from Trichosurus vulpecula (common brushtail), 906 nucleotides. RefSeq names its product transmembrane protein 81 (gene TMEM81). NCBI's taxonomy places the organism in Eukaryota, Metazoa, Chordata, Mammalia, Diprotodontia, Phalangeridae. The record is from RefSeq and is a predicted model, not a curated record. The transcript has a single exon. The coding region runs from base 1 to 786 and encodes 261 amino acids.
AUGAAGACAUUAGACGCUGGCUUUAUCCUUGGAACACUGGCAUUUGCUUUCUACUUGCCUAUAAUAGUGACAUCCCAUCAAGCACUCACAAUCCCUGCAAAGUUGCAGUUGGCUCGUGGGAGAGUGAUUGUCAACACUACACCCUGCACAGUCACCUGUGGCCUGGGCUAUAAGGAGGAGAGCACCUGUGAGGUUGGCCCUGAUGGGGUGAGGAGGAAAUGUGAGACUCACCACACUGAAUGUUUGACCAAUUGGAUUUGCGGGAUGGUCCACUUCACUGUUCCCAUUGGGAAAGAGUUUGAGCUGACCUGUCUGAGCGAAGACAUCCUCCUCUAUGGGCAGGAGGCUUUCCGUUUCACCUGGAUGCUUGCCCGUGGCAUCAUCUCCACCGACGAUGAAUUGUUUAAACCUUUUCGGCGCUCUAUCCAUUCUAUGGUGCUCAAUCCUGUCCGAGAGCAUGAUUCAGGCACCUAUAGGUGUGAUGUCCAGCUACUGAAGAAUCUGAGGUUUGUCAAGAGGGUCUACUUUGCACUGAGGGUCAUUCCUGCCGACUUAGUGAACCUCAACUUUGAUCAGUCCCUGACCGAGGCGCAGAAAUUAAUAGAUAAGGGGAUGGAUCUGGAUCUAGAUAAACAUACCCAUCUCCAGCGCUCAUUAUGGAAUAAAAAAGUCUGGUUAGCACUGGGGAUAGGAAUUACAGGGGGUGUUAUUGUAGGUGUGCUGGUGAGUAUAGCUGUUCACUAUUUGCUGAAAACUUCCAAAAGAAAGGGCAAGACAGAGAUGUAAUAAUUUGGCCACCAUUCCUUGACAUUUACAAGCCUCAUAGAGGUGCUAACCUUUUUUGGAGAGAAUGGAAUCCCCAUAGAAUUUAUGGGAAAAUGAAAUCUCUGAUGUGCUUUGUCUCUU